Populus trichocarpa (black cottonwood) is the source of this 2134-nucleotide messenger RNA. RefSeq names its product disease resistance RPP13-like protein 4. Lineage: Eukaryota; Viridiplantae; Streptophyta; Magnoliopsida; Malpighiales; Salicaceae. Gene Ontology annotation, molecular function: ADP binding. Gene Ontology annotation, biological process: defense response to other organism. The record is from RefSeq and is a predicted model, not a curated record.
UAGGCAUAAAACAUGAACAAAUUAGGUCUGAUUCACUCUGCGAAAACUGAAAGAAAAUUGGCGUCAGCAGUAUGAGCAACGUAUCAUAUGUUACAACUGUAUUGGUCCAGCACCAAACAUUUAUAUAACGUUAGUGUCAUGAAAAAAUCCAGCAUGCCACAAGCUAACAAUGGCAUUGCAGGUUGAAAACAUGGCAGAGGCUAUGAUUGAGGCUCUUGCAGAGCAGUUGGUUCAAGUUCUCAAGAAGCCAGGAGAAUAUGUGCUUGAAUUUCAAAGUGAGUUCAAUGAUAUGAAGACGCAGCUUGAUCUGAUGAAAUCCUUUCUUGCUGAUGCUUACAAGCUCAAAAGAAAGGAGGAAACUGUCAAGACAACCUUAAGCAUGCUGCGAGAACUGGUUUAUGAUGCGGAGGAAAUAUUGACAGAUUGCCUGCUCAGAGCUGAAUAUCGGAAAGAGGGUUUUCAGUGCUGCAGCAACUUCACCCCACGUGAACUGAUCUUCCAGUAUCGGACAGGAAAGAAGUUGAAAGAUAUCAAUGAAAGAAUUAAGAAGAUGCAGAAGAUCUUGAAAGCCUAUUUCAAGACAAUUGGACAGCAAAGCAUUCAUGAUGACCGCGGCAGCAUAGGAAAGAGGUGGACAUCACCAGUUUAUGAUGAAUCUGCCAUAGUUGGUUUGAUAGAAGAUACAGAAAAGAUAAUAGGCUGGAUUCUUCCUGAAAACAGGAUGUUGCACCAAGUUGGGAUUGUUGAUGGGGGUUUAGGAAAAACCACCGUAUCACAGAAGAUUUUUUACAGUAAACAAGUAGUUGAUCGCUUUGAGAAGAGGAUUUGGGUAUCUAUAUCUCAAACUAUCAAUGAAGAAGAGAUCAUGAAAACUUUGUUGAAACAAUUGGGAGAGGAUGUAAAUGGGCUGGAUAUGGCUCAAAUGCUGCCAAAGAUUAAGCAACUGCUUGAGAAUAAAAACUACCUGAUUGUAAUGGAUGAUGUUUGAAGUGCCGAAGGCUGGUGGGACAGAAUAAGAAAGCUACGCGUUGUUCUGCAAAUUGCAUUUUCAUCAAAAGAGGAAGCAAAACAGCAUCCUGAGUUGGAAGAAGUUGGGAAAGUUAUUGUGAAGAAAUGCCAUGGACUUCCUCUGGCUGUUAAGACCAUCGGAGGCUUACUGAAAUCGAAAGCUCAAUCUACUGAAGUUUGGAGAAGGAUUUGUCACAAUUUCCAUGAUGCAUUAACCGCAAAAGAAAGCGAAAAUUCGGUCAUGGCUUCUUUGCAGUUGAGCUAUGAUGAGCUUCCCAUUCGUAUGAAGCAAUGUCUGUUGUGCUUUUCCCUAUAUCCGGAGGACUCUGAGAUAGGCGCUGAGCAACUAGUUCAUUGGUGGGGAAUAGGAAGGCUCUCGAAUCUUCAAGAGCUAUCUGGAUUCAAGCUAGUGGGUGCCGAUAACAAGGAUGGUUGUCGACUAGCCGAGCUCCAAAAUCUGUUACAACUUAGGGUACUAAGAGUAAAUAUAAGUGAAGAGAGUGAAAUUGCAGAGGAGGAACUAACAGUCCUAACACAUCUUAAGCAACUUAAGGUUUUAUCUAUCAAUUCCGAAGGAUGUGAUAAAGAAGAGAUCUUUCAGAAUCUGGAGAGACUUUCCCCUCCUCCACAUCUGGAAGAGUUGUACCUCAGGCAUUACCGAGGAGUACUUACCCCACAAUGGAUAAACCCCACAUCACUCUGUCAUUUGCAAUAUCUUUGCAUGGAAAAUGGAGACAUCAAGUCCACAAGUCCUGUCUUUGAGGGCACUAAUGGCACCACUUGGAAGGUUGUGGGUUUAUGUUUGAAGUUCCUUCCAAGGUUGCACAUGGAGUGGGAAAUGGUGCAGCGAGUGAUGCCACGGAUAAGGUAUGUGGAGGUUAGCCACUGUUACAUGUUGAAAUCAUUCCCUUGUAACAUAGACAAACUAGGGGUGUGGAGAAAAUGAGGAAGAAAAACUUGGUGAUUGUAAGAUUGAAGCUAGAAGGAGCAGAGCUUCAGCAUCAAAUAAUCAGCAGAAGCCAAGACUCCAAGAUAAUGUUUUUCUUGACAUUCUUGUAUCUAAGAUAAGAUGUCCACUGCAUAUAUCACAGUCCUAAACUGUCUGUCAAAUAUUUCUAGUUUCUCU